CACAGUUUGGGGGUUUGUCUCCAGAGAUUAUUUCGUUAUCAGUUCCAGCAACGCUUUUUUCAGAUCAAAGAGAACAUUGAAUGCGAAAUCUUCGGUUCCCUGCUCGAAGAGGCACGCGAUUCUUAUAAGGAAGAGAUUAUCCAUGAACUACAAUCUGAAACGGUGGAUCAGAUGCACGCCAAUAUGUGUCAAAUGUGGCAACGCAUUCGAUAUGGAGUGAGAUGGAAACCGGCCGAGCGGCUUGCUUUGGCAGCUCGUGCGCUCGAUAUGAAGUCAGUGAAGUCAGUCGAUAUUUCGCUGGAUCCAUUCUGCUGUACCGUACAUCCGCGGAACGGCGUCGAUCUCGGUGUUCUUCCCUUUAGGAUAUGCGUACUGUGGUUUACUUUGCAGGUCAAAGGUUCACGCGUUAACGAACCCAACUGCUCCAAGGUGUCAGCUGAAGUGCGCAACGAUCGACAACCUCCAUUCUUCAUUGCUACAUUAGACAAUGGAAAAAAGCUUCUUUUCAAAACUGACAAUAUGCCUGCAAUGGACCUUAUCAUGCGGUUUAACAAGUUGUUAGGAAAUCCUGAGUUGGGAAAAUCUGGAACUAGACCGCGACAGAAGCUUUAA
Cooperia oncophora is the source of this 612-nucleotide messenger RNA. The record is from the annotation of a GenBank genome assembly. Lineage: Eukaryota; Metazoa; Nematoda; Chromadorea; Rhabditida; Trichostrongylidae.